AGGGCCAUGAGCGCCCGAAGCCUCCUCCCCCAAGCCUCCCGAGGAGAAGGGCCCGGCUCUUUGGCCGCCCCUGAGCCGCCGUCUUUUGCCUUUCCCCGAGCGAGCAGCGCGGAAGGGCCGCGAUGAGUAGGAGUCGACCGCGCAGCCGCUUGGAGCAAGGGGAUUCUGAGGUACAUGAUGGCAAGCUUCCAGAGAUUCUUUGUGUUUCAGAAAGCAGCAAGUGUCUCCCUUCUCAGCCACCAAAAGAACAAAAAUUGCCAAUCAUAACAUGUGACCAAAGAUUUUCGGAUACCAACGUCUCAGGAAAAUCAUUUGGAGGUCGUCUGUUUGAGAACAGUUGGAAGAAUGCAGUGAUAAAAACAAAAAGGAUGAAACAAAGAGAAUAUACAUGUGCAUAUGGCCUGAGAAAGUCUGAUGGAAAUGCUGCAAUGCCAAGUCGUACUCAGGAAUGUGAGCGAUAUUCAGCAAUAACAGCCUCCUCUCCUGUUACAUUGAUGGCACAAGGAGCUGCUAAUCCAUUUCCAAACAGUAAUGAUGAGCUUGGCUUGCCACCAUUAUGCUUGCUUCCAUCUACCUCAUCACACUUUACUUUUGGAAACCUAUACAAAAGCAGAGGAGAAAUAGCCAUGGGGGAUAUAAAUAAAAGAAGGGUGUACUCGUGGAAACCAGACCCUUUGAAGACAUCAGAGAUGCUCAGUGGAGCAGGAGAGAUUGGUGCUGUGAGGCUGAAAAAACACAACAGAUAUUCUAGUUUAAUUUCAUUUCCAGAUGGAUCCAAGUUCAACUCUGGUUACUGCUUCCCAGACCCUCUCAGGGGAGCUCCUCCUGAAUACCUCAGACGACUUUCUGAAUUGGCCGCUUUGGAAUGUGAAACAGUUCAUCAAGAGAAAAGCAGAAAAAUCAGGAAGACCAAGAAACAAGAGAUGUAAACCAUAUACUGGCCAAAGAGCAAGCUCCUUUGCAAUUACUUAAUGAGUUAAUCAUUUCUUGCCCCAAACUACCUACAAAGCCUCCUUUCACAGGUACUCUAAUCAGUGAAACUCUUAAUGUAAAAGGGAAAUCUUAUUUAAUAAACAUUUUAUAUAUUUGUAGUUAUGUUGUCACUGUCUAUUUGCCGUAGGUUUUCAGCUACAUAAUUUAUUGAAGCAAUUAGCAGUUUGCACAAUCUCUAAAAUUGCAAACCUGUCACAUGUACAAAGUAGCUGCAGGGUUAUGGAAGUGACAAACAUCAAAGAAAAUGGGUGUUACAUUAGCAACUCUUUAGCAGUAUUUGGCUAAAACAGCUGUAUUGUGAGCCUUGUUAUUUGCCACCAAGUUGAUUCUAACCUAUGUCAAUCCUACGAAUCAGUGACCUAACAAAGGUCUCUUCUUUAACAGCCCUGUUCAGUUCUUGCAAACUCAAGGCAAACUCUUACUUCUUUAGCGAAAUAAUUCCUUGUUUGGUCUUAUUCUGUUGCCUUCAACUUUUCCCACUGUUAUCUUUUCCAGUGAGUCUUGUCUUCUCAUUGUGUGCCCAAAGUACCAUAGCCUCAGUCAUUUCUGAGCUUUGACUUAGAUUUUACAUUUGUGCCACUGCCAGUAUGGGAUUUAAGUGUAAACUUCAUCUUGAAAUUUAUUUAGUUCAUUUACUGCUAUGCAUUAGAGUAUAUUUGCUUCAUAUGGUUUUCAAAUUUAAGCUAUAGGCGACAUUUUCACAUUGCACAUGUACGAUUGUGUGCUCCUAAAUCACUAGUUUCUACAUUAACUAUUUCUGUCUUUAAUGGUUACACUAAGUUCAAUUAACUUAAUUCCUUAUACUUUCGCCACCUUGGAUCUAUGUUUUCUGGUUUUAUUGCUUUUAAAUUUGUAAACCACCCAGAGUAGACCUUUGGUCUAGAUGGGCGGGAUCAAAAUCCAAUAAAUAAAUUUCUCAUCAUCAGAGGACAUAUAGCAACAGCCACCCCAUUAUUUUCAUAUAGACUAUACAAUCCUCCUUUUAUCUUGCAGAGAACUAUUACAGAAAGUAAAGCACAAUACUUUCAUUUAGUUAAUAAAUAAAGCAUUGAAUGAGGAUGAGGCAGGAAGAAUGCAUGUAAUGGAUGCAACUGGGCUGUCAGAACAUAGGAAGCUGCCUUAUAAUCAGCACCUUCCAAGGUUUCAGGCAGGGUUCUUUCCCAACCUAACCUGAAGAGUAUA
Molecule: messenger RNA, 2175 nt
Organism: Pogona vitticeps (central bearded dragon)
Lineage: Eukaryota; Metazoa; Chordata; Lepidosauria; Squamata; Agamidae
Gene: C4H8orf89
Product: chromosome 4 C8orf89 homolog
Source: RefSeq, a predicted model, not a curated record